UCUGUGCAGUGCUUGUCACCGUUGAAAUUCUCAGGUUACAUCUCCUCGAGCCUUUAUUAGCUGAUUUCACCCUCGAACCUGCUCUCUUAUACGUCCUGGGCCCCGUUGAGAAGCUGCCAACAUGAAGCUGCCAGCGGCGAUUCUCGCAGUUUUUGCGUCGAUAGCUGUCACCAUUGAUGCUACCGUGUACUUCAAGGAACAGUUUCUGGACGGAGAAGGAUGGACGAGCCGGUGGGCCGAGUCCAAGCACAAGUCAGACUAUGGCCAGUGGAAGCUGACCGCUGGGAAGUUCUAUGGGGACGCAGAGGCUGAUAAAGGUCUCCAGACCAGCCAGGACGCCCGCUUUUACGCCCUGUCGGCUCGCUUCGAGCCCUUUAGCAACGAGGGGAAGCCCCUGGUCGUCCAGUUCACCAUCAAACAUGAGCAAAAGAUCGACUGCGGAGGCGGCUACGUCAAGAUCUUCCCCUCUGACCUCGACCAGAGCAACAUGCACGGGGACUCUCAGUAUCACAUCAUGUUCGGGCCUGACAUCUGUGGAUACAGCACAAAGAAGGUUCACGUGAUCUUCAACUACAAGGGCCAGAACCACCUCAUCAAGAAAGACAUCAAAUGCAAGGAUGACGAGCUGACCCACCUGUACACGCUGAUCCUGAAUCCGGACCAGACGUACGAGGUGAAGAUCGACAACGAGAAGGUGGAGUCCGGCUCCCUGGAAGAGGACUGGGAAAUGCUGCCUGCAAAGAAGAUCAAGGAUCCAGAUGCCAAGAAACCCAGCGAAUGGGACGACAGGGCCAAGAUCGACGACCCCAACGACACCAAGUCUGAGGAAUGGGACAAGCCGGAGACCAUCCCUGACCCCGAUGCCAAGAAGCCUGACGACUGGGACGAGGACAUGGACGGAGAAUGGGAACCUCCCAUGAUCACCAACCCAGAGUACAAGGGCGAGUGGAAACCCAAGCAGAUUGAGAACCCCGACUACAAAGGGGCCUGGGUCCACCCUGAGAUCGACAACCCAGAGUACACCCAGGACGCCACCAUGUACAAGUUUGAUAAAGUUGGAGUACUGGGCCUGGAUCUGUGGCAGGUUAAAUCUGGCACCAUCUUUGACAACUUCCUGAUCGCUGACGAUGUCAAAGAGGCAGAAGAGUUCGGGAAGGAAACUUGGGGCGCUACCAAGGAACCAGAGAAGAAGAUGAAGGACGAGCAGGAGGACAUGGACAGGAAAGUGAGGGAGGAGGAGGAGAAGAGCAAGAAGGACACUGAAGGCGGCGACGAGGAGGAGGAGGAGGAGGAGGAGGAAGAAGACGGCGAGGAUGAUGAUGAGGAGGAAGAGGGCGAGCACAACGAAGAGACAGACGAAGACGCCGGGACAGAAGGGGAGGACGGCGACGCCAAAGGGAAGGACGAGUUGUAAAGACUGCUGUGUGCUUCUAAACCAACGAAGGGAAAAUCAGAGAAAGCCCUAUGGACACUGGCCUUUAAUACAGCAGCCUUUUAUUCAGGUGUAGGGGGAGGGGUGGAAGGUGGGGUCAGGUCAGAUUUCUUUUUUUUUUUUAAUUGAUUUGUUUUUUUAGCUUUCAAAUUAGAGAAGGGAGAAGGGUUUACGUGUUUAUUUGCCUCCGUUUGUGUGUCUGCUUUGGUUAAGAAUGUUCUAAUUUAAUGCGACUCACUGAACGGUCUCACGCAGAGCCAAUUCAUUCUUAUUAUUGCUUUUGUUGGGAUAAAUCGAGGGUUUGUGAUGUCUGGUUCAUGCACUUUUAUUCCUCCUGUGUAAUGUAGUACCAUUUUCUUUUUUUAAAUGACCCCCUUCAUAAUUUAUUCAAUCAUUACAUUGAUUCCCUGAAAACACGUCAGUUUCUAACGCUCUGAUUCGGGGCAUAGGUCCUUCCUGCAACUCUGUGUGUGCGUGCGAGAGAGUGAGACUGCAUUAAACAAACUGUGAUUCUUACAAUCGCCAUUUUCCUCAUUGUUCUGAAUGAGUGACUGCUCUGUGGGUGAACACUGCUCUGUUUCAGUGAAUAAAAAUGAAGCCUCUCUACAA
Anarrhichthys ocellatus (wolf-eel) is the source of this 2041-nucleotide messenger RNA. RefSeq names its product calreticulin-like. Bases 122 to 1414 code for a protein of 430 amino acids. The transcript has 9 exons. The record is from RefSeq and is a predicted model, not a curated record. Gene Ontology annotation, biological process: protein folding; ERAD pathway. Gene Ontology annotation, molecular function: calcium ion binding. NCBI's taxonomy places the organism in Eukaryota, Metazoa, Chordata, Actinopteri, Perciformes, Anarhichadidae. Gene Ontology annotation, cellular component: endoplasmic reticulum; endoplasmic reticulum membrane.